UAGUACGUGACCUCCUUACCUGUACUACAGACCGAUAGUUAAUCUUUCUACGUGUACAGAGUGUGUUUAGCACUGCGCUUGGCCGUCUACUAUCAGCAUACAGACUGGAACAUAAAUCAACUGAUAUAUUUUAUCGGUAUAGACACUGGAGCAAGGUUCAUAAUCUAUGGUUGUGUUUCUGGUGAAUUGGAUGUUUGGAAGUAGUUCAAAUAAGUCUCAUUUUCUUCUUCACUUAGUUAGUUCAUAAGUGAAUUGAACGUUCGACAACUGGUCGCCUACAUUUUAAAUGUCUCAGGUCAACCCUGCAGUAAUCCUCAUUCUACUGGACAGUUGUUUGACAAAGGUCAUUAUUUAGAUCGUUUUGAAACACGACUACUGUAUUGCACAAGAACAUACAUUUGAAAUGAACUCAGUCGAAAGUAAAUAAUUCUGAACAAAGGAGUUAAUCAGUUUCACUCAAGAGCUAAGCUAUUCACCAGAAGGUUGUCGUGUCAUUCUCAACCGACUAUGGAUCUUUAUCUGAUUAUCAUCGGUACACUGCUGGCGGCUAUAUGUAUCUGGAAAGUCAUUGGAAUGGUGAACAGAUACAAAGGUCUGAUAAAAUUAUACAAUCAGAAGAAUAUCCAACCAGCAGGGAAGUUUCAUCCAUUCUGGGGUCAUCUUCAUCUAGGUGCAGAUUUUGACGAAUUUACGAACAUCUGCUUUAAGUUGAUAGAGCAAACAAAAACUCGCAUGGUCUCGAUAUGGAUGAUGUUUUUCUUUCCACUUAUUCUCGUAUGCCAUCCAGAAACAGCAAAAAUCGUGCUCAAGUCUUCUGAACCGAAGUCCAAACGUAUGGGUGGGGCUUACUUCCCUCUUUUGGACUGGCUGGGUGAUGGUUUACUUAUCAGUGACGGUAAGAAGUGGGAGAGAAACAGACGCUUGUUAACACCAGCAUUCCACUUUGACGUACUCAAGCCCUAUGUACAAAUCUAUAACAGCGUUUUCAGCAUCUUCCUGGAUAAGUUGGAGAAGGCGACCUCUGGCGGUAAAAGCGUGGAGAUAUAUGAGUCGGUAGGGCUGGCUACUCUCGAUACCAUGUUGCGUUGCUCAGUGUCAUACGAUGCGAAAGUCCAGGAACAAGGUUCAAACCAUCCAUACGUAGACGCAGUACGAAGACUGAGCUACAUAUCCCAGGAGAGACUUCUGCGCCCUUGGCUGACCCCAGACUUUCUGUUCUACCUGUCACCAAUCGGAAGGGAGUUUUCCAAACAUGCAAAAUACGUACACGAUUUCGACGAAAAGGUCAUACGGGAAAGAAGAAAAUCGUUGGCAGAUAACCCAUCUGUUCUCGAAAAGCGUCACCUGGACUUUCUGGAUAUCCUGCUGACCGCCCGUGACGAACAGGGCACUGGGCUGACUGACCGUGAGGUCAGGGAUGAGGUCGACACUUUCCUCUUCGAAGGCCACGACACCACUGCUUCAUCAAUUGGUUGGGCGAUCUACGCAUUGGCAAAAUAUCCAGAGGAACAACAAAAAGUGUAUGAAGAAGUGAAAAGAGUUUUGGGAGGCAGAGAAAAUGUAGAAUGGUCUGAUAUCCAGGAGUUUACCCGGUUGUCCCUGUUUAUAAAGGAAACAAUGCGAAUGUACUCGCCCGUUCCUGCUAUUGCUAGAGUGACCACACGUGAAAUGGAACUUGAGGGCGUGGUAAUUCCGGUCAAUACGGAGGUCACCAUCAUGAUACAAGUCCUCCAUCACAACGAGGAGAUCUGGAACAAACCAGAAGAGUUCAGGACUGACCGCUUCGCUGAAGAAUCCAAAAGGGAUCCAUAUAGCUAUGUGCCAUUUUCAGCAGGACCAAGAAAUUGUAUCGGUCAGCAUUUCGCCUUGAAUGAACAGAAAGUGGCGCUUGCAAGAUUAGUUCAACGAUUCCGGAUAUUACCUGAUCCCAACAAUGUUGCAGUACCAACGAACGCAGUGGUGACGCGUUCUAAAAACGGAAUCUAUAUUAAACUGGAAAAACGAUAAUCUAACAAAAUGUCUUUGAAAAAUAGAAAAUGAGAAAACAGUGGUGAAUCAAACCCUGACAUAGGACACUAUGUAGACCAUUUCGAAGGUAUAUCAAACAACUGUCUCAACUCCGAUAUGUAAAACACUGUCUUUUUCCCCUUUUAUCAUCGGUAUUUAUUUACUUUUUUUUGUAGUUACAAUAUGUAUAUCUUAGUAAGGAAAAUAAUAUUAACAGUUAAAUAACCUGUGUUUAAUGUGCCACACUUGUAAUUUUCAAGGUUUUACAGGUUGUACAGAGUUAUUGUUUCCUCUUCCGGGAAGAGAUACAUGUAUAUAUCUCGCAAUAUAUACGUAACAAAGGAUCACUAUUUGUGUGUUUAUUAAGGCUUUCAUUACCUUAUUACCUAUCAGUUUUCAUCCGUAUGUAAUAUGAGUACCAAGUGAGCAAAGGUAAAUUUAACGUAAAGCGCUAUCGUUGAACAUGUCUUCGUCAAGGCGACUUUCUCGUGCCUGUAAAUGACAAAUGAAAACAGUACAGUGCUUAUAAAGACCAGGUUUUCGCAAUUUUUGAUAGAAAAAUGAAAUCUACUAAAUAAAAUUCAGCAUUAAGUUCAUAAUAUGAAGCCUUAAAAGAGCGUAGCUUUUUUUGAUCUUUGAUAUUUACUGAUUCAGAAUACUGCUUUCAGAAUGCGAUAAGAUAAACUUCAUUUAAAGUCAACAAGUCGAGGAAUAACAAUAAAACACAAGCUCUAAUGAGAUUAACGACAUAACAAUAGGGGAGACUUGGCAAGUUCGCUUUUUUAUUAUUAUUAUUAAAGUUCGUUCUAGGAAGUAUGGCAGCACGACCGUCUUUGAACAUAAUUUAACUUUUCCUGAAGAUCGGAUGGCCGAACGAGCCCCGCCAUGGGGUAUACGUAAGUUCGGACAGGCAUUCGGGUAAAUUCGACCCCCAUUGGAAUCGGCUUAAUUAUGACUUCAUAAUGCAUGCAACAUUAGAUUUUACCGACAAUUUUACGACGUUUUAUUUGUAAACUACAUGGGCCGACCUUGCCACGGUAUUAUUGGCCGAACCUGUUCAGGCCCAAAUUGAUAUUUCAAUAAAUUCUUAUCGUACAGCAAUAUGGUAGUAAGCUGUCAGUGUGUGUUUCGCAUA
Messenger RNA from Mizuhopecten yessoensis (Yesso scallop), 3142 nucleotides. RefSeq names its product cytochrome P450 4A24-like. The coding region runs from base 508 to 2007 and encodes 499 amino acids. The transcript is spliced from 13 exons. Gene Ontology annotation, molecular function: iron ion binding; monooxygenase activity; oxidoreductase activity, acting on paired donors, with incorporation or reduction of molecular oxygen. Lineage: Eukaryota; Metazoa; Mollusca; Bivalvia; Pectinida; Pectinidae. The record is from RefSeq and is a predicted model, not a curated record.